Messenger RNA from Eupeodes corollae, 2478 nucleotides. RefSeq lists its product as uncharacterized. The transcript has 2 exons. The record is from RefSeq and is a predicted model, not a curated record. Gene Ontology annotation, molecular function: nucleic acid binding; zinc ion binding. Lineage: Eukaryota; Metazoa; Arthropoda; Insecta; Diptera; Syrphidae. Bases 1 to 2478 code for a protein of 825 amino acids.
AUGAAUAUUAUCAAAGCGAAACGUGGACACGUGAAAGGUCUUUUGACUCGGGCAGCAUUUUUCGCUGAGAAUUUAGAUGACCGCGUGUCACUUGAGCUUCUGGAAACUCGAUUAGAAUCUCUAAAUGAUGCGUGGAAUAAAUUUGUUGUUUUGACUGACGAACUUUUCGGACACUCGGAUGACAAAGACUAUAUAGAUCCCAAUGAUGAUUUUCCCGAAUACGAAAAUAAAUAUUUCACUGCUCAAUCCACGUUUACAAAAGUAAUUCGCGAACGAAAGUUAGCAUCUAUACCUCCCGCUUCACCUGCUACCUCGGAAUCGGUCAUCGAAAAAUUAGCCAACCAACAGGCUUUAUUUCUCAAAAACCUUAAUGAAACAAAAAAAUCCACGUGUUCCAUAGCAUUGCCUAAGCUUUCGAUAUCGGUAUUUUCCGGGGAUUACAAAGAAUGGCCUAGCUUUAGAGAUCAUUUUAUCGGCUCGAUAGACAGUAACUCCGAUAUAUCUCCGACACAAAAAUUUCAUUAUUUAAAAUCGUUUCUACGCGGGGAGCCAGCAAAUCUUAUUCGCGAUAUAAAAGUUUCGGAUGUCAAUUACGUUGAUGCUUGGGAAAAGUUAGAAAGGCGCUUUGAUCGUCCCAAUUUUAUGAUACAGUCGCAUAUACAAUCGCUUCUUUCAAUUCCAAAUAUCAACGCGUCUAAUAUACAGUCUCUUCGUAAGCUCUCCGAUGCAGCUGAUGAAACCAUUCGUGGUUUAGACUCCUUGGGAGCCACGUGGCGUGAUCCUUGGGUCAUUUAUCUACUUUUGCUGAAAUUAGACCAAGAUACAAAGGAAGCUUGGGCACUUGAGUUAGGGAAAAAGGCUAAUGCCUCAAUUGAGGAAUUUUUAAUAUUUUUGAACUCGCGUUGUGAUGCUUUAGAGUCUGCUCAAUCGUUUUCUCGUCCAACUGUUCAAUCUCGUGGGAAGAAUCCAAAGGUCAUUCAAUCUCAUUUUGUAGAAUCGAGUCCAAUCUGUCCUAAGUGCAAAGCAGAUCACUUUUUAAAUCAAUGUCCACAGUUUCUUUCGCUUGACAUUACCGCACGCCGUACUUUCGUCAAAGAUAAUUCAGUAUGUUUCAACUGCCUUCGUUCAGGGCAUUCUUCGCAAAAAUGUCAUUCCAAAUUUCGGUGCAGAACUUGUCACUCGCGGCAUCACUCGCUCGUUCACAUUCAACCUCCGUCAAAAGUUUCUGCAGUUCCUGUUUCUUCAUCUUCAUCUACAUCUUCGUCUUCAUCUUCUUCUGGUAUUUCCGCGACCAAUUCAUCGACAUCAAAUGCUCUAGAAACAACAGCUUCACCAAUCUCGAUUUGCUCAUCAUUAGCUCAGGCAAAUAAUUUGUUUUCUUCGAUUCGUUCGCAUCAAACUCUGUUGCCCACUGCUAUCGCUCACGUUCAUGAUAAGCAAGGAACAAUACAAAAUAUUCGGUUGUUGCUAGACUCGGGAUCUCAGGUCUCCUUCGUUACUGAACAAACAGUUCAGAGAUUAGGAUUGGUUCGCAAGAACGCACAAAUACCCAUCGCAGGUGUUGGAGCAACACCAGCAGGUGUUACGAAUGGAAUCGUGACCCUCAAACUUCAUUCUCGCUUCACUCAAGAAUUUAUUGAAAUUCAGUGCUUCGUCGUUUCAAAACUAACAUCCAUGUUACCAACUUCAUUUACUACGGUUUCAAAUGUACAGUCGUUCAGUUCAUUCACCUUAGCUGACCCGAAAUUUAAUAUUCCUGGUCAUAUCGACGCACUCAUCGGUGCUGAUAAAUUAUUCAGCAUAAUAAAUGGCUCUGCAGAGCGCGGUAAGCAAGGAAUGCCUGAGCUUGUGCCAACAAUUUUCGGUUGGGUUGUCUGUGGUAACAUUGAAACCGUCACCCCUUCGACAACAAAAGGUGUCAAUUCAUUCUGCAUUUCAUUGGACACUUCAACUACAUUUGACCUCGAGCGUUUUUGGCGUCUUGAAGAAGUCGACCUCGAACCUACCCUGUCCAUUGAAGAUCAACGUGCAGAAGACAUAUUCGUUAAAAAGCAUACUCGUUUACCUGACGGCAGGUACAUGGUGCAAUUACCAUUCAAAUCCGAUAAAGCUACAGAUUUCGGCAAUAGCCUUCACGUAGCGUUAAAUCGUUUUUAUUCUACUGAACGUCGCAUCGCAUGCAGUCAGUACUUAACGGAUAAAUACACAAGCUUUAUGGAUGAGUAUUUGAAUCUAGGUCAUAUGGAAGAAGUUCCUGCUAGUGAGAUAAAUAUGUCUUCUAGCAAAUGUUUUUACUUACCGCACCAUGCUGUUAUCAAGGAUGAUAGCAGCACAACGAAAGUCAGGGUAGUGUUCGAUGGUUCGGCUAGAUCUUCGCAUAAUCAUCCGUCUCUCAACGAAUCGUUGCUUAUAGAAUCUCUAAAGAGCAUGCAGACUUCCAACGAAUUCUUUGGAGAAAAUCUAGUAAUCUUCCGUUAA